Molecule: messenger RNA, 1987 nt
Organism: Cuscuta campestris
Lineage: Eukaryota; Viridiplantae; Streptophyta; Magnoliopsida; Solanales; Convolvulaceae
Source: the annotation of a GenBank genome assembly
AUACCGUACCAAAUAUUUCGGUUCGGUAUGGGAUUUUACGUUGUAUCAAUCCCGAUCCCGAAGCAUCGGUUCGGUAUGGUUCGGGAUGUUUCGGUAUCGGUUUCAGUACAAAUCGUCGACCGUUUUCAGGCGGCGGUCGACCGUUUUCAGGAGAGAGUUGACCGUUAUUGCAACCGUGGUAUUGGAGUUUCUGGUCUCAGAACGGUCGACCUUGGUGGAGGGACGGUCGACCUUUGUGGCAGAACGGUCGACCGUUUGUCAGAACGGUCGACCAUUCCUGCAAACCAGCCAACAUUGCUUCAUCUCCAACCUCGGAUGGGUACAGAUCCUGUUAUAUUAUAUGUUGUUUAUGGUGGAAAGUGGACCACAGAUCACAAAGGGAAGUAUGUUUACAGUGGAUUCGGCAAGAAUAUAACUUCGUUGUUUUGGGAUGUUGCUAAUUUGGACUUUGAUGCCUUUUUGAAAGCCAUUAUUCAAAAGCUUGGUUGUGAUAUGAAAAAUCAAAGGCCAAAAAUUGCAUUUCAAAUUCAACGGCUUGAAAAAAAUAUUCCACCCUUUUCCAUCGAUUCAAGUGAAAUACUACAUGUAUUUCUUUUGGAAUUAAAGCAAAACUUUACAGCCUUGCAUGUUGAGAUGGUUCCAGUUGAACGUGAAGAAAAAGAACAAGAAGAGCAAAUACAUGAAGUCCAAGAAGAACUCUUGGGAUUGCAAUCAGCAAUUGACCCCUUCGUUCUCCUGAUUGAUUGCUUCCAGGAUGACUUCUUCAAUUGUACGAUUGUUGCUGAUCAAGAAUCUGGGCGUGAUCAAGAAGAUAUUGUUUUUCAGAAAAAUGCAGGGAGGUGUGAUCAAAAUCCUCAAUUCGUUGAGUCUAAUGCCACUCCUGUGAAGAGCCCAGCAACUGCUCAAGUGGAUGAAGAUGAUUAUAUUGGUGGUGAUAAUGAUGAGUUAAAUGAGGACGAGUGCUUUAUUCGGAGGGACGAUCCUUCUUUUGAUACGUCUUUUGGUAAUGAGGUAGACGCGACAUUGGAUGGUUGCUUUGAAGAUGGGUCGGAUUUAGCCAUCGGACUUGAGUUUGCUGACAAAAGAGAGUUGAAGAAGAAGAUGGUUGAUGUUUCCAUACAAGGACAUUUUGAAACAAAGACUGUGAAGAGCGACAAGAAGAGGUAUCACAUCACUUGUAAUUUGAGGAAGCGUUAUCCAAAGAUGUGCAAAAAGGGGUUGGAUAAACUUUUUGAGAACCUUGCAAACGCAUACACCAAACGGUCAUUCAAGAGGUUGUAUGGCGACUUGAAAGCAAGGUACCCAGCUGCUGGCAAUUACAUUGACAAUAUCCCAAAGAAAAGAUGGGCCAGGGCGUAUUUUGAAAUAAACCGGUACCAAAUCAUGACGACAAAUGGCGCCAAAUCAAUCAAUAGCGUGUUGAGGGAGGACAGGGAACUUCCUAUUGUUGCACUUUUAAAAGCAGUCCAGAACAUGACAUCAAGAUGGCGUGGAAAAAGGCAACAAGAGUUAAGGUCUCUCGAUGCGUCAAAUCCCCCUGUUACCCCGGCUGUUGAAGCUGAAAUGCGCAAGAGAUUCAACACUGCCUUGCGCUGGGAAUGUCAUCAGUUGAAUCAAUACGAGUUUGAAGUCAAGGGAGUGCACUCUGACCAUGUUGUUAACCUUUCAAAUAAAACUUGCACCUGUCAAGUGUUUGACAAGGAUAAGAUACCUUGCGUGCAUGCACUCGCUUGUUCAAAACGCACAUGCAUAGAUUGUUAUAGCCUGUGUAGUAAAUUAUACACAAAGGAAUACAUGUAUAUCGCAUACGCGGAAGCAAUCUACCCCGUGCCACAUGAAGAGGACUGGGAUGCCGAUGGAAUGGAGCUCAUAGAAGUCAAACCCCCUGAAGAAUAAUGAAUUUCUGUAUUGAUCUCGGAGGUCAAGCCUCGAAUAUAUACAAGAUGCAAGUCUCCUAAUUAUGGUAGAAUAUAAAUGCAAUCCUUCU